GGCUGCUGGUCAGGAAGAGCCUAUUCUGUACUCCGUGUCAGGAAGUUGUGUGUCAGCAGCCUCAGGUCGUAUCUUGCUGGUGAAGAGUGACCAAUGGCCUUCGGCUUUGGCAAACCUGCGGGCCCCACUUGUGCGGGUGAAUGAUGAUGUUUUCCAUGGCCUUGCCGACAAGGAUGGCAUUUUUCAAGAGCUGUCGCCGGCAGAGGUUCGAAAAUGGCUUCCCCAAGUUUCUCCUUCAGAGGACAGUCGUUGUGAUGAGGAGCUUUUGGCUUUCUGCCUGGAAGACAAGCCUGCGCCUCAAGAUUUGGCAGGAUGUCCAUUGGUCUUGACCUGUGAUGGACAGGUCAAGCGAUUUUCGGCAAAGGUUGAGGAUCAGACUCCAAGCUUUGUUUGUUGUGCCAACAGAGAGGAAUGGGCCUUGGCAAAGCAUUUUGAGCAAGGUGCAGUUCUCAAGUUUGCUGACGGCCAUCAACAUCUUUAUGAAGUGCUCCGAAGACAUCCCCAGG
Durusdinium trenchii is the source of this 506-nucleotide messenger RNA. The record is from the annotation of a GenBank genome assembly. NCBI's taxonomy places the organism in Eukaryota, Dinophyceae, Suessiales, Symbiodiniaceae.